Molecule: messenger RNA, 1900 nt
Organism: Drosophila kikkawai
Lineage: Eukaryota; Metazoa; Arthropoda; Insecta; Diptera; Drosophilidae
Cellular component (GO): extracellular region
Source: RefSeq, a predicted model, not a curated record
UUCAAGUCUAGCUACACGUACACGAGAGUGGAGUUGGAGUCGUCGGCUUUUUCGGGCGCUCUUUUUUUCGGUUUCUACAAACGGCGGCUACUCCUUAAAACCCCACCGUCAAAAUUGUGAUAUACAAAAUUUCCACAAAAAAUCAAAAUCAAAAAGUGUAUGAAAUAUCAAAUAUAACACUGUCUCUCAAGAAAAGGUUAUAUUUUGAAGUUGAAGAAAGUGACCAAGCAGAGCAAUAAAUAUAAAUAUUUAAAUUAAAUAAUUAAAGUAAAUUAACCAAAAUGAUGCAGCCAAGUGCGUUAUUACUAACCUUCACCAUCGCGAUCAUCUCCUGCGGAGCGGCCUUCGCCUGCAAUGGAAAGAUAAUUGCAUCGGGCAUCACGGCGGAGGAGAGAUCAAUCAUCUUGCAGGAGCACAACCGCCUUCGGCAGAUCGUGGCCACCGGACGCUAUCCGGGCCAGCCGGGUGCCGAGAAUAUGCGUGAGAUCGUCUGGGACGAGGAGCUGGCCGCCCGGGCCCAAAAGUGGGCUGACAAUUGCCAGUUCCGGCACGACCCGCACCGCACGAUAAAUCGCUUCACGAUGGGCCAGAAUCUGGCCAUUAUCUGGAGCACGGUGCCGCUGGACGCCGACGAUGGUGACUUCCCCUCGCGCAUCCAGAGUUGGUUCAACGAGGUCCAGAAGUACUCCUUCGGGGAUGCCUGGUCCCCCAAGACUGGUCACUACUCGCAGCUAGUUUGGGGCGAGACCAGCCUUGUUGGCUGUGGAUAUGCCGAGUACAAGGACGCCAGCAAGUACAACAAGCUCUACGUCUGCAACUAUGGACCGGGUGGCAACGUGGUGGGCUACAACCCCUACGAGGUGGGCAAGCCCUCCUGCUCCACGUACGGCAUGAAGCCCUCGUCCCGCUACCAGGGCCUCUGCUCCGCUCCAGGAGCAGGGCCAGCGGCCAACAGCGUCUAUGGAGCGAACAGCAUUGAAACGUAUGAGUACGGCUAUAAUAGCAGCCCCGUUCAAAGUCAAAGUCAAGGCCAAGCCGUUGCCAAUAACAAUUCGCCGACUAACAACAUUAACAAGAGCCAACUCAGCUACAACAACCGAGCACAGUUCAGUAAUCCGAAAACCACCCGCUUUCCCUAUCCCGUCCCCUCCCGAUUCCACCCACAGGCAGCGGUACCAUCGGCGUCUGGCGGCAGCUCGUUUGGCAGCGCGACGCGGGGCAGCAGCCACGCCUACACCACCGAGCCCUCGCAGUCGGCAGGCCGUUUCCAGAGCAAGCUCGAGGCGUACCGGCCCAGUGCGGCCGAGUUUGAGAAGUCCGUACACAAGCAUACCAUACUACGCACCUAUAUAGAGCAGAAUCAGCAGCAGCGGCAGCAGGAUCAGCAGGAGCAGGACCAGGACCAGCAGCAGAAGCAGCAGGACCUGACCACCAGCACCAAGAAGCCCAGCCGCGGCUGGAGCCUGCUGACAUGGCGCGGCUGAAGGCCUCCUUCCAUCCGCACAUCCCAAAUGCCGCUCAAUGUAUUAGGCCAUUAAUAGCUACUGUGUAGUGCCAUUAGCCAACCAACCACCACCGCCACCACCAGGACCUGUCAUCAAGCCCGCCUCUGUCGUCCCCUAGCGAAUCUUAUUCAACCUUCAUCGUCCCUCCAACCAUUGCCAUAUACGAGUUGUAGUAGUCCCCCUUUUGGUGUAAAUUAUUUAAUGUAUCCUGCGAGUUCCGAGGGAGGAAGGCCUAGGCGACAGACGACUCAUGCCACAGACGAAUAUUUGUAUCAAAUGUUUGCCACCCACAGAAAGGGGAACUGUCAUCCUGUCACACCAACCAAUCCGGCAUUCAGCAUCGAUCAGCUAGUUGUAGUAUUGUGUUCAAUAAAACAUGAAUAUUGAUUUCUAAA